GGUGGUAAAUUGGCCGGAAUGACACCCGAACAACAAAGAGAGCAAUUUAUUCGUGGCUUAAAUCCUAUGAACCAAUAUAAUAUUCGAAUGAUAGCUAAAUUUGAGGAUACUCAGAAAAAUAUCACAAAAGCCUUAGCUGAAGCAGAAAAAUUUACACUUUCUCAAAGAAAUACACUAUCUUCUCUUCCUACUAUGUUUCGAGCGACUAAAACUCUAGAUAAUAGUAAAAAAUCAUCUAAGAAAAGAGCGGAAGAUAUUGGCAUUAAUCGCUUUUUGAGUGACUUACUAAGAAAAAAUCUAGGUAAACACCCUGCUGAUGAAUAUAAUCAUGAUCCUAUAGAAGAUAUUUCAGAUAGUUUAACAGGAUUAACAUUAAAUAGUGUUAUAAAAACUGCUAAAUCGUCUCUUAAAAAGUCAUCUAAAACUUUAUUAGAGGAAACUAUUUGUAAAGUUCUCCAAAGUGAACUUAAAUUAAUUUUUCCUGAUCAUUUUUCCCAAGACCCUAUUAAAGCUAAUAUACCAAAUCAAGCACCUCUAAUCCAGGAAAAGAUAGAAUCUCAAAGCAAUACUUCUCCAAUUACCAAG
This is a messenger RNA of Racocetra fulgida, 585 nucleotides long. The record is from the annotation of a GenBank genome assembly. Lineage: Eukaryota; Fungi; Glomeromycota; Glomeromycetes; Diversisporales; Gigasporaceae.